AAAAAGUCAUUCUUUGAUCACCCCUUAAAGUUUUCUUUGCUUUUGCUUCUUCUUUUGUGGUUCCCUUCUUGUAUUGCAAUCUUUCUUUUUAUCUUUUCUUCUUCAUUGGGUUUUGGGGUUGUUCCAAUCUUGGUUUCUUUAUAAGUUUUUUAAUCAUUUUUUUUUUUCUGACACCCCCAAAUUCUAUUCCUAGACCAAAAUCCUUGUUUGGGUGUCUUGGUAUUAGGGUUUGUUUUUUCUUGUUGGCUUUUAUGUCUCACGGGUUUGAAUAAAAAAAACCCCAUUUUGGGAAAAACAAUGCUGUAAUAAAUGGGUUAUGCAGAUUUGGUUUUAUCAAGUUUUUAGACCUGGUUGAGUAAUUUUUACAAAUAAUUGGUGUGCAACUUUGUUUGGAUUGAGAUAUGGGGUGUGUUCAUGGGAAGUGUUGUUGUAGAUAUCCAAGAUCUUCAGAUGGUGAUAAUAGGGAAGAUUUGGGUAGAUAUGCUCAGGUUCAAACUCAUAUUCUUGCUGGAAGGUCUGUUGAAAGUGCUCAAGUUCCUUCCCAUAACUUCAGGUUAGAGUAUUCGGUGCUUACGCAACGCGGGUUUUAUCCUGAAUCACCUGAGAAAGAAAAUCAGGAUAGUUAUUGUAUCAGAACACAGCUUCAGGGUAAUCCAAAUGUUCAUUUCUUUGGGGUGUUUGACGGGCAUGGACAGUUUGGUACUGAAUGUUCUGUGUUUGUUAGGGAUAGGCUUGUUGAAAUUUUAUCAAAUGAUUCUACAUUGUUGGAUGACCCUGUUAAGGCUUACAAUUCUGCAUUUUCAAUAACAAAUGAAGAACUUCAUGAUAGUGAUAUUGAUGAUUCCAUGAGUGGGACAACUGCUAUAACUGCUCUUCUUGUUGGAGACAUGUUGUAUGUGGCUAAUGUAGGUGAUUCAAGAGCAGUGAUGGCUGUUAAAGAAGGAAAUAGAGUUGUUGCCAAAGAUUUGUCUUCUGAUCAGACACCAUUUAGGAAAGAUGAAUGUGAGAGAGUGAAAAGCUGUGGGGCAAGAGUUCUUAGUGUUGAUCAAGUGGAAGGUCUAAAGGAUCCUGAUAUUCAAUCAUGGGGGGAUGAGGAAACAGAAGGAGGUGAUCCACCUAGAUUGUGGGUUCAAAAUGGGAUGUAUCCGGGGACUGCUUUUACGCGGAGUGUUGGAGAUAGUACAGCUGAAAGCAUUGGUGUGGUUGCGGUUCCAGAGGUGACAACAGUACAUCUUACAGCUCAUCAUCCUUUCUUUGUAGUUGCAAGUGAUGGCGUCUUUGAGUUCCUCUCCAGCCAAACUGUGGUGGACAUGGUAAAUAGAUCCGCAGAUCCUAGGGAUGCAAGUUCAGCCAUUGCUGGAGAAUCUUACAAACUGUGGCUAGAUCAUGAAAAUCGGACAGAUGAUAUAACAAUCAUCAUUGUACAUAUUAAAGCCUUAUCCAAUUUGGGAUAGUCAGGUGGUGGUGCCACAGCCAAAAGAAAUGGAGGAAGAACAACAAACACAAAGAAAGAAACAUCGGAGAUAUAUUUCACUCCAUCUGCUUCGGAAGGUUAUCGGUCAGUAAGGAGUGAGUUGUCUGAAGUGAGCUGUUGUCAAACUGUUUCGUCAUCAGACCAGAGCUCCAGAGUAGUAGUUUCAUCUAGCUUGGAUUGAACAAAGAAAAGACUUCCAAGGGUUUCCACGCAUUUCCACAUAUUUUAGAUGUGCCUGAAACGAUAGCAGGACCUGAGCAGCAUUCAUUUAGUAGGUGAACCUAUGUCCUUUCCUUGUAAAAGAAUCUAGCAGUUUAUGGAUCUAUUGCCCUCUGACUUCAACUGGUUACACUACUCACUUCAGUUACUUCACACUUUACGUUCUCAUGCAUAGCACAUCAAUCAAGUUUACCCGAGUUGUUCUGGAGACUUCUGCGUUGCUUCUGUCAAAAAGCUUAACACUAAUGCACAUGUACAUGGGUUAGUCAAUAGUUGCAUCUUCUUGCAACAAAAAAGAGCAAACUUUGUACUGUAUUCUAUCUAAACUUGUCAGUUUUAGAAUGACAAUAAUUC
This is a messenger RNA of Solanum verrucosum, 2047 nucleotides long. RefSeq names its product probable protein phosphatase 2C 35. Gene Ontology annotation, biological process: protein dephosphorylation. NCBI's taxonomy places the organism in Eukaryota, Viridiplantae, Streptophyta, Magnoliopsida, Solanales, Solanaceae. The record is from RefSeq and is a predicted model, not a curated record. Gene Ontology annotation, cellular component: nucleus; cytosol. Gene Ontology annotation, molecular function: protein serine/threonine phosphatase activity; cation binding. The coding region runs from base 402 to 1454 and encodes 350 amino acids. The transcript has 5 exons.